This is a messenger RNA of Ailuropoda melanoleuca (giant panda), 505 nucleotides long. Its product is annotated as glucose-induced degradation protein 8 homolog. The record is from RefSeq and is a predicted model, not a curated record. The transcript is spliced from 2 exons. Lineage: Eukaryota; Metazoa; Chordata; Mammalia; Carnivora; Ursidae. The annotation marks the transcript as partial.
UGAGCUUUCCGAGCACUGAAGAUGGCUGUCAUUUUCAGAGGGCUUUAAGGAAGCAGCAGAGAAGUUUCGGAUGGAAUCUGGGAUUGAACCGAGUGUGGAUCUAGAAACACUUGAUGAGCGGAUCAAGAUCCGUGAGAUGAUCCUGAAGGGCCAGAUCCAGGAAGCGAUUGCGCUGAUCAACAGUCUCCACCCCGAGCUCCUGGACACAAACCGGUAUCUUUACUUCCACCUGCAACAACAGCACCUCAUAGAGCUGAUCCGUCAGCGUGAGACUGAGGCGGCGCUGGAGUUCGCGCAGACCCAGCUGGCGGAGCAAGGCGAGGAGAGCAGGGAGUGCCUGACGGAGAUGGAGCGCACCCUAGCCCUGCUGGCCUUUGAUAACCCCGAGGAGUCACCAUUCGGAGACCUGCUUCAUAUGAUGCAGAGGCAGAAGGUACGACCGCUGAGGGGGGUCCUCCUUCCCCUCUGUGGGCGUGUGACACUCGGUCACGACAGCAUCGAUUCU